GUCACGUGAUGAACGUCACCCGCUCCCCUGAAAGUAAAUGAGUAAAUUGUGAAGUCAGCAAGAUGAUGCGGAGACCGAAAUUAGGGUGUUCCUGAUCGCGAUAACCUGCAUAGCCUGUAGCUACAACAGGUGACAUGUUUCAAACUCACAGCUUUACCCAACAUAGAAAUGCUUGUAGCAACUGUUAGUAUACCCGAGCGCCUACGCAUGUGCCUCAGUAAUCCGCACGAAUAGUCAGAUAAUCCAGGCGUCUGCAGAACGGCGUCUACUGACGCCAUUGAAACCUGGCGUCCGCCGGGACCGCAUCAUGCAGUGAAUUAUUCGUCUGCACGCUCUUAAACAAAGGAUGGAGGUGGAAGCUCAUGUUGAUAAGGACUGUAGUGCCCUCGGGGGUCUUUUCCAGUACAUCAUUAACGACUUGAAGGGAGGAACUCCAGUAUGGGAAGAUUUCUUAGCAAAGGCCACCAAACUUCAUUCCCAUUUAAAGAUGACCGCUUCAGUGUCCGCAGCAUUUCUCGAUUCUUUCCAGAGGGUGGCAGACAUGGCCACCAACACAAAAGGAGCAACCAAAGAGGUUGGGAAAGCACUGACUCGUUUAUGUCUCCGUCACAGAAGUGUAGAGGCCAAGCUGAAGUCCUUCACGGCGUCCAUCAUGGACCACCUGGUGGUGCCACUGCAGGAUAAAAUGGAAGAUUGGAAAAAAAUAGCCCUGCAGCUUGAUAAGGAUCACUCAAAAGAGUUCAAGAGGGCCAGACAAGAGAUUAAGAAGAUAUCAACUGACACACUGCGGCUGCAGAAGAAAGUAAGAAAGGGUUCAAAGUAUGACAUGCAGAGAUCCUUAGACAGUGCUAUACAAGAUGUGAGUGACAAGUAUCUGCUACUGGAAGAAACUGAAAAGCAAGCUGUCAGGCGGGCUCUCAUCGAAGAACGCAGCCGCUACUGCACGUUUGUGUCCUGCCUAAGGCCUGUUGUGGAGGAAGAACUGCAGAUGCUGCAAGAGAUCUCUCACCUCCAGGAGAUAGUGGACUGCCUUACCAAAAUGACCGUUAAUCCUCAGCAUUUGCCCUCUAUGAGCGAGCAAGUAAUUGCAGAUCUCAAGGGCUCUGAUGGAUCCUGGGCAUUCCAGACUCCACCUAGCUCCCCUAGCUCUCUGGGUUCUCGUAAGUCCAGUAUGUGCAGCAUCAGCAGCUUCAACAGCUCUUCAAGUAGUAGCAGCAAAUCUCACUCUCCUUCUCACCAGUUUCGCAGCAGGUCCCAGCAACCCACUGCUGGUCCUGCAUUGCGUCUGUCCAGCGUAUCAUCCCAGGACUCUGGUUUCACAUCUCAGGACACGCUGUUCAUGCGGCCACCCUCACCCCGUUCCACUGAGAGGGCUGCCCAGGUGCCUGGACUCUGUGACACAAAUGGAGGUGGGCUCUCUCUUUCUGCUUGUACAUCAAGCACUCCAGCUUCCCCAUUUCCUGCUACUCCGUCGGUGACCUCUACGUGGCCCAAUCUGCAAGACACCUUGCAGUUUGAACGAGCCAUCAACUCUGUCAUGAAGAGCCAAAGGCCGCACACAAUUUCCACUGCAUAUGAGCGUGCUGGCCAUCAAAGCCGCCCUGCACUGAGAGCAGAAACUUUUCAACCACUGGAAGGAGAUCUGUUGACUGGAUCUAAUCACUCUGGAAGUGCAGACACCCUGACUUCUACGUCCGGUGACAGUGCAGAUGACUCUAGGAUGCUAUUGAUCCCACCGCCCCUUGCUGAGGGUACCCUGCAGAGUGUUCCACCUGUGCCUGAAUGUAGUCCUCUUGAAGACCACUCCCUGAACCCACCCGGACAAAUGAAUGAUCAGUCAACUGCGACAGUCCCAGAUUUUCACAAGCCUGUGUUAGAACAAGUCAUUCCGCAGCCCAUCUAUGUCAAUGCCGAGGACUUGGGAUCGCAUACCCUUGAAGAAAGGAGACCAGAGUCACCGCCCCUCCCACCUCCUCCUCCACCUUCUGUUGAUGAAGUAAAUCCAGUAAAAGCCACAACAUCUCAUACAGUCCCACCAGCACGUAAUGAAUAUGCAAGGAGGGAAGACAUCUACAAGACAUACUCCCCAAGCAGCUCUGUUUCACGAUUUGAAGGCCUGUCAGGAUCUUCUACGCUUCCUCCCAAGUUGAAUGCACGGCGCAACUCUCAACCUCCACCUCCUCCACCCGUCAGACGAACUUCCUCAAUAACAUCUCAGAACACUGUGAGUACCACUCAGCGAAGCAGUCAUUCGGACUCUGCAGUGGGCCAAAAAGGCAGCAACGCUUCAGACAAUGCCUCACAAGGUGCAAACCAUGCCAAACUGAUCCAGGCACUAAAUGCCCGUUUCUCGAAGCCAGCUCCCCUGGAACAAGCUGGACUGAGAUUUUCACUGCCAUCUUCACGAAUCAUAGCUGAAGCUCUUGAUGCAGAGUGUCUCCCUCUUCCACCACCUCCGACACAGCUAGACCAUGAGGGAACACACCUGCCGUGCCCACCUCUGCCUGAACAGAUUGUAGCCGUGGAAUCUGAAACACCUAAGAAACAACUACAUCCAGAGAAAAAACUCUUUCGGGCACACACAAUGGGCUAUGGUGAACGAGAUGCUUUGGUGGCUAGCCUUAAUGCAAAGUUUACUCAUGAGCCAGAAGUUCAAGACCUUAAGCUGGAUGGGAGAGCACAUCAAGUAUCAAGGAAAACAUCACUCCGUGAGACAACGCUGCGGACAAGCCCAAAUUCAGCUGUGAAAGAUUCAUUUAAGGCCAAUCUAGAGCAAACACUAAUGAAACGUGAACCGAAACGGGACUCACUACCCAGGAAUAGCUGCACCGAGCCCCGACGUAGCCAGUCCGUUGGGCCAACAGGAAAGUCAACAGAAAGGAGGCAGUUCCUUGACACAUUGAACGCUCGGCUUGCUGAGCAGCAGCGAGGAUCAAAAACAUCUCCGCGGAGAGGCUCACUCCAGCCAGAAGCAGAGUUUGGUGGAUUGCACCAAUCAUCACGUACAAACAAAGCUGUGAAAGUGCACAACUGGUUGGCAGGAAGAGGAUCGGUAGACUUGACUGCCUGCCGAGAAUCCCUUAUGGACCAGAUAAGGCGAGGAGCAUCACUGAAGAGAGUUUCUGAGGCAGGUGAUGGGGAACCAGCUUUACAACACCUGUGACACUACUUAGUGGUUUUUAUCUGGCACAUCUGAAGUCACAGCAUUGAAACAACUGCUAAAGUACUACACAGUGGAUGGGGACUUUUGAGUUGUCGCAGAAAAGUUCACUUGCACACCUGCAUUUAUUUGGGACGAUUUACCAGAAAAAGCUUUAAAAACAUUGACAUUAGAAAAAGGUGACAGCAGCAGCAUUUAAUUUAAUUUAAAAGCUUCCUAUGGACAGAAAGGCUACGGUACAUUCUGUUGAUACACAAUUCCAAAUCUAGCUUUUCUCCAAUGUUGUUGCACCAAAAAAUAUCAAACAUCAGAUCUGGCUUUUGUUUAGCUGUGGCAGCUGGAGAUGCAGCAUAUAUAUUGUAGAGGAAUGUAAACUUGGCAUUGGUCAUUCAUUAUUCAUGAUCCUUGUAAUCUAUCAGGCAUAGUGAACUUUUGCUGUUUCUUCAAAGAGGUCAUCAUAUAGUAUGCCAGUUCUUACCAUAGUAUAGCCAGGCUGGCAAAAUGAAGACCGUACUACACUUUGAUAAGGAAGUUAGGUACGAUGUUCUUACUUAGAAGUGAAACCGUUGCAGUUUAUUCAGGUUUUGGUGCUUGAAACAUUUGUUCUAUUUGAAAAAUAGAAAAGUUUGUUUGAAAAUUUUGUUCUAAUUCUACAGCUUUUAAGUAGAAACUUGGUUUGUUUUAGUGGAGCUGGUGCCAUUUCAUUUUUGUCACCUUGAUCACACUGUAGGGAUGCUAAUGGUAAUUGUAUGCCAACAUUACCUGCAUAUUUAUUUUUUCAGAGAUUUACAGUGAAAAUUCAGAACUGUGUAGUGCUGAAGCAACUCUUAUGUUAGUAAUGUAAUCCAUGGCUCUUUAACCGACUUCUAAUCUGUACCAUGUGCCAUCAAUACAUCAAGUGCAGUAUGUGCAAGUACUCAGUGAUUUUGUUUUUGUAGUCUUGAAUUGAGUGUCCAUGUGCUGUGGUAUAGCGUUAAUGUAGCAAAAAAGGUGUUUGGUGUAGCAAGCUGUUUCCACAAAUUAUUCACUAAACUUUAGUCACAGUGAUGUGGCUUCAAAUAAAAGUCGCAUCAUUUGAGUUUG
Messenger RNA from Ornithodoros turicata, 4243 nucleotides. It is a transcript of the gene mim, whose product is annotated as protein MTSS 2-like. Bases 347 to 3163 code for a protein of 938 amino acids. Gene Ontology annotation, biological process: cell projection assembly; plasma membrane organization. The record is from RefSeq and is a predicted model, not a curated record. Lineage: Eukaryota; Metazoa; Arthropoda; Arachnida; Ixodida; Argasidae. Gene Ontology annotation, cellular component: actin cytoskeleton; cytoplasmic side of plasma membrane. The transcript has 16 exons. Gene Ontology annotation, molecular function: phospholipid binding; actin binding.